GGAGCUAGUUGCUAGAGUCCCAUUUCAAACGGAGCUCAAACCGGGAACACGGCACAACGCGGAGGAAGAAGAGAAGAGAACUGUGUCAACAUGGGGGAUUUGGAGGAUAUCAGCCAUCACAUUUAUGACAGAAUAUCAUCCUUACAGCGCAUAUUGGAUCUGUCAGCUGUUGAAUUCCCUCAAAAUAAGAUAAAGAAACUUGGACAAGAACUCUUUGCACUCGAGAGACUUCUGGAGGAGUUUGAAAAAUGUGCUGAUCGACAGAAAGAGCAACUGAAGCAUCUGAAGGAACUUGAGGAGUCAUUCCAGAAGGAUUUGGAGGACGUCCAACACAUGAAGGACAACAUACCAGCACACAUGGCCAGGAAGAAAGGCCCAGCAAAUGAACCUGCAAUGAACCAGAGUGAAGCAGCAGACGUUAAGCUAGCCCAGCAGGAAAAUGUCAAGAAGACCAAGAAGAGCUUCAUCAGAGAGAUGGAGUCCAUCACUCUGCCAGAGUUUGACAGCAUCCCUCAGUACAUGAGAGGCCGUGUAUCAUAUCAUCAGCUCAACGCUGCGGUGCAAAGCAUUAACACAGCCGUAAUAGCUAAGUACAAGAUCCUCCAUCAGGCGGUGAAAACUCUCAACAAUCAUGCACGCAAGCUGCACCAGCGCUUCAAGGAGCAGGAGACUGCAGAUACCAAAGGUCAGUUUUUUGUGGUGGAGGAUGACAUCCGUGAAUUUACUCAGAUAAAGGUGGACAAACGUUUCCAAGGGAUGCUGAGCAUGCUGCGACACUGCCAGCGCCUCCGGGAGCUCCGAGGGGGGGGCAUCACCCGCUAUGUGUUGCUAUGAACCUGCAAAAUUUUAUCAGAUGGAACACACUUCGACUUUGCUUGUCUUCGUUGUGCUGACAUAGUAAGCCAAAAGAAGUUAAUAAAAAAGAGAAAAUAAAAAAGAGUAAAUAAAUAGUAAUAAAGAAUAAAUGUGCAUAUUUCCUGGUCAAUUGUAGUUACAGACCACAGAUCUGUGCACCCUGUUCAACACUACAUGAGGUUUUGGAUUUGUCAGCUGGAUGGCCUCAGUGACUUAUUUUAUCGUAUUUAACAGUUUUCACACCAAAAAGUGACCCUAUGUCCAUCACAGAAUCUGAGCGGAGAUUUCCUCUGUGAGCCCUCCAAAUGUUCAUGCUGAAACAUUUCCACUUGUGUAAUCUGAGUAUUCGGUACAUUGGUAUUCUUUCACUUGCCACCUGUAUGUGCACAUUUGCACACAAUACAUGGAUGUAUGUUGUGGUAUAAAUGACGAUAAAUUAGACUGAUUUUUUUUUGUGCUACAUUACAAGUGUCAACUAAAUGUUUAAUUUUGAAAUUACACAAAAUAAAAUAGGGGAAAAAAAUAAUAAAAAUCUCUCUCUUCACUCACCGUCCUCCAGUGAAACAGGCAUGUUUACUCACUGUAAUGAUUUAUGAGAAACGAUCAAAUAUUCAAAAACCAUUUUGAAUUAUUGAAGUACUGAACAACGCAGACUCUAAAAAAAAAAAAAAAAACAUCUGUACAGAUGU
This is a messenger RNA of Plectropomus leopardus (leopard coralgrouper), 1544 nucleotides long. RefSeq names its product spindle and kinetochore associated complex subunit 1 (gene ska1). Gene Ontology annotation, cellular component: spindle microtubule; outer kinetochore; mitotic spindle. Gene Ontology annotation, molecular function: microtubule binding. The record is from RefSeq and is a predicted model, not a curated record. Lineage: Eukaryota; Metazoa; Chordata; Actinopteri; Perciformes; Serranidae. Gene Ontology annotation, biological process: chromosome segregation; regulation of microtubule polymerization or depolymerization; cell division.